CAGUGAAGAUUAGGUGUGCGUAUUUGUUGAAGCCAGAAAUACUAUCAAGGAUGAAAGGAUCAUUUAAAGUGUUUCGAAGGUUGGCUAUUGGAGCUGUGGUAGGGACUGCUGCUUCAGGCCUAGGGAUAUACCAUCAUAAACAGACGCUUGUGUUUGCCACUACCAGAGAAUUUGUAGAUUUUGAUAAAUUUAUGGCAGCUCCUGUUACACCUGUGAAGACACUAAUUGAGGAUUCUGACACAAUGAAAUCAAGAAUGGAGUUCAUGAUAAUGAAGACACAGGCAGAAGUUUGCCGAGCUCUUGAGGAGGUUGAAGGGGGUGCAAAAUUUAAUGUGGACAGAUGGCAGAGGAAAGAGGGAGGGGGAGGAAUUACCUGUAUUAUGGAAAAUGGUAAAGUGUUUGAAAGAGCUGGUGUAAAUAUAUCUGUAGUCCAUGGUGAGCUAUCACCAAAGGCUGUUGCCCAGAUGAGGUCGAGGGGGAAAAAGUUGAAAGAAGGCAAACUUCCAUUCUUUGCUGCAGGGGUGAGCUGUGUUAUCCAUCCUCGUAAUCCAAUGGUUCCCACGUUACAUUUCAACUAUAGAUAUUUUGAAGUGCAGCAAGAUGGUAAACAUGAGUGGUGGUAUGGCGGAGGUACCGAUCUUACGCCUAAUUACUUGGAUAAAGAUGAUGUCAAACACUUCCAUGGAACUUUGAAACAAGCCUGUGAUAAGCAUGAUGAAACAUAUUACCCAGAAUUCAAGAAAUGGUGCGAUAACUAUUUUGUAGUUGAACACAGGGGUGAGAGAAGGGGCGUUGGUGGAAUCUUCUUUGACGAUGUUGAUAAGCCAUCGCAAGAAGCGGCUUUCUCUUUUGUUAAGGAUUGUGCUAAAGCAGUUCUACCAUGUUAUUUACCAAUAGUCAAAAAACAUAUGAAUGAUGGUUACGGAUACAAAGAGAGACAGUGGCAGUUACUGAGAAGAGGAAGAUAUGUGGAAUUUAACCUUGUCUAUGACAGAGGAACCAAGUUUGGUUUGUUUACACCUGGAGCCCGUAUUGAGAGUGUGCUCAUGUCGCUUCCUCAGACAGCGAAAUGGCAGUACAAGCACACACCAGAAGAAGGUAGCAAAGAAUGGGAACUUUGGCAAGUUUUAAAAACUCCACAAAACUGGGUUUAAGUAUGAACACAGUCAAUACACAGAGAUAUAUAAUAUAAAUAUGAUUUAUAAUGAAGUAAUUGAAAAAAAGAAAGGUUUAUGCAGCAAUUAUUUUUAUAAAUUACUUUUUUAUUUCUCGUAAAACGGUGCAAUGAUCAAGGAAUUUUACAGUGAUUUAUGAAUAGUGAUUGAUUGAUUGAUUUGUUUAGUUUAUUGAUUGCGUACAUCUCACACAACUUGAUACGCUAAGCAUUCACAGUUAAAAUAUUUGUGCUUUCUUACCAAAUUAAUGAAAAUAAUAUUGUUAAUAACAAUAAAUUACUAGUGCAUUCCUCCGCCUUGCCCCACCUCAAGAAAAUAAUGGAAUCACCUGUCGUAUUCAGGCACAUUGUUUUCUUGAGUGCUGCCUGAAUAUGAGGGUUGAUUCCAUAAUUUUCUUUUAUGCUUGAGGGUAAAAAAUUGAAUUUUCUAUGACCUUGUCCUUUGACCUUUUCUUCCGAAAAUUGAAUGGUGUCUUUCUUCGAUUAUUAUGUACCAUUCCACUAGAUUUUAAGAAUUUUUGCUUAAUCUUGCUGACAGACAGACAGCCAGCGGUGAAUACAUAACCUCCUUGGCGGAAGUAAUUAAUAUCUUAAAGAAAGAACUUAGAUUGUUCUUUAAAUCAAAAAUAUGUAUAUUUUUUUAUUAUCAAUUUAUAGAAACAGAUUAUUAUUAUCUUAUCGUAUUGUUAAAAAGUUUAUUAUAACAAACUGGAAGAUCAUAGAUAAUAAUACAUAUAGUUUGUGUACUUUUUUAUUUCUUAAGUGUGUUUUGCUUUGUUCCACCCCCACCAACAUUUCAUUUGCGUUUUAUAUUUUCAUUAUUGGUUUCAUCUGAGUUUUCAACUAUUGUUGUAUGCUAAAUUUUAAUUCACUUUUUUUUAAAUGUAAGCCCCGUCCCUGGUAAGGUAAACAAUGCCGUGGCUUAAAUGUAUUACGUAAACAUGUGUGUUUUUGGAACGAGCAUGUAUUCCUACCCUUUUCUAGGUAGUUCAGUGAAAUGUGACACUCUGGAAACGUUCAUGAAAUCUUCAU
Anneissia japonica is the source of this 2206-nucleotide messenger RNA. Its product is annotated as oxygen-dependent coproporphyrinogen-III oxidase-like. Gene Ontology annotation, molecular function: coproporphyrinogen oxidase activity. Bases 51 to 1154 code for a protein of 367 amino acids. The transcript is spliced from 15 exons. Gene Ontology annotation, cellular component: mitochondrial intermembrane space; cytoplasm. Lineage: Eukaryota; Metazoa; Echinodermata; Crinoidea; Comatulida; Comatulidae. The record is from RefSeq and is a predicted model, not a curated record.